AAUGACCAGCGCAUAUAAGUGUAUUGAGGCUGCAGUAAUGUAUGAAGUCCAAUUCUGAAACACCAUGUCAGAUGAAGGCAGCUCUGGUGAGCACCUUUCUACAACAACAGUCAGUUCAGUUGCUGUUCAGGCUGGAGAUUCCAGGAUUGUUAUCGCUAUACUUAAGUGUGGGAAAUGGGUGCAGUUUCAGCUGACUGAGUCAAUUCCAAAUGUAUUGGAAAUUGGCAGCAAUCAAGAUGAGACCAAAAAACUACUACAAGAUCAUGAACUCCUCCUGGCUAAACUUAAGUCUUUGGAAGAUCAAGUAUGGGACCUGUUACGUGAAGCAGACAAGACUGCAGAGGAAAACCAAGAGCAAAGCCAAGUGUAUGAUGCCAUGGCACAAACUCUGGGGGAUGCCUGGGAUGCCCUCAUCGUUAUGCUAGAGAAGCGAAGAGCACUUCUGAAACUUACUGCAGGAUUUUUUGAAAAUGCUCUGGAGUUUGCUAUUAAAAUUGACCAAGUGGAGGAUUUCCUUCAGAAUGCCCAGGAGUUUGAGAACACUGAAUCUUUGAAAAAGCUCCUUCAUCAGCAUGAGCAUCACACAAAAGAGCUCUUGGAAAAGUCACUGGCCCUUUUAAACAAAAGCCAUGAGCUGACUGAAUUCAUAGAAGAAUUCAAAUCUGAUGGGCCUAAUGUAAACUCUGAGUUGAUUCAAGGAGCCCACAGCAGCUGCUUGAAAAUUGGCAGUCUCCUGGAGCUGCUACAAGACAGGAGAAGGCAACUGGACAAACAUCUGAAGCAGCAACGCCAAGGACUAGAGCAGGUUCUGCAAAUUUGUCAUUGGCAUCACCAAGAAAACCAGGUAACAUCUUGGUACAGGAAAAAUAUGAGUGAUUAUCUACAUAAGCAAAAUCUAGGCUCAUCUUUAACAGAAAAUGAAGAGCUACUUCAUGAGCACAUGGAAAUGGAAUUCAAGGCUAAGGAAUGGAAUUCCACUGUGGAAAAAUUAAAAGCAGAAGCACUCAAGAUUCUGUUUUCAGAGGACUAUGCAGAAAAGGAACAUCUGAAGCUUUCAAAUCAGAAAAUAAAUCUGUUGCAAGAAGAGUUGUGCCAUCGUAUGGAGGAAAGGAAAACCUUUUUACAAGAGGCCAAUGACUUCUUUAGUGCUGCUAACAAGGCAUUUGAUGUUCUUGGAGGUAUUGAAGCUUACCUUAAGCUCCUUAACUCGGAGGGUUUAAGUUUGCCUGUCUUGGCAAUGAAGCAUGAGGAAUUACAGGAAGAAAUUAAAGACUGCACAGCCGAUGCUUUGCAGAAGGGAAAAGCCUUAGUUAGUAAAGGAGAUUCCCACAGCUCUUGGAUGACUGGAAUUCAGGAAAUGAUAGAAUAUGUUCAGAAAAGAGUGGAUCAACUAAUCAGACAGUGUCCUGCUUACAAAGAACUUGCUUUAAAGAAACAAGGGCUCACUGCCUCACUAGAAGAUUAUCUAAAGAAGGUAUCAUUGUCAAUUAAAAAAAUCAGUCCGAUACUUGCAGUCAGUAUGGAUCCUGGUUCUUGUUUGACUGAGUCAGAGAAAGUUUUGAACGAAUACCUAGAACUGUCUGAUCAAGCUAAGGAAACAUCACAUGAACUGGAAGCAGCUGUGAGACUUAUUAAUGAAGUGGAAGAAUUUGAACCUGCAGAGGUGGCAGCUUUCUCUAGCAAAGCUGACCUUCUAAAUGAAGAACUGACAACACUUAACAAAAAUAUUAGUUCAAAACUAGAUGUUCUAAAAGCUUAUGUGGCAUUUUUAAAGUCAGCGAAGGAGGUAAAUGACCAAGCUCAAAGUCUGAAGGAAUUCUAUAAAUCUGAGCCUGUGCAAACAGAGAGUGAAGCUGAAAACAAGACUGUGAUUGAGUCAGCUGAUACUCAGUGGCCGAUUGUUUUAAAGAAGAUUCUUUCCACUCAAGAUAUGGGUCAUGAUUUUAUUAAUUCAUUACAUUUGAUGAAUAAGAAUCUUAUAUUAAAGUUGGAAAACGUUUUUCAAGUAACUGAAGAUACUAUUGACAAACUAAAUAAAGAAAAGGAAGAGCUGACAGACCUGUGGACAACAUGGAAGCUCCAUAUCAAUCAAGAAAAGUCCAUCAAACAACAAUGUUGGAAAUUUAAAGAGCAAUUUAAAAAAACUUCUCAUAACUUAAUGAUUCUUGAGGAGGCUCUCAGACCUGCUGCAGCAGUUGACCUUGGGAGUAACCUUCAGAUUUUUUUAGAACUACAACAAAAAUUUAACCAAAUGAAACAACAGUUUCAGCAACUAACUGCUGAGGUUGAAUACACAAUAAAAUUAUCAGAAUUGCUGACCCUAAAAGGAAAUUCUGAGAAAGUAAGUGAGCUUGCUCAUCUUCAUCAAAGGAUAAAAGAAAGGAUGACAGAAUAUGAUGAAAUCUUCAACAAAUCAGUCAAAUUCCAUAAUGUCAAAGAACAACUGGAAUGUCUCAAAAAAUCAGGAGAACUGGAGAUUCCUGAAACAAAUGAGAUCCCUGAUGAUGCACACCAAGCUAGAGUCCACCUUGCUAAUACUCAGGAAAAACAUGCGCAUAUUGGACAUCUAUAUAAACUGGCUCUUACCCUAGGAGUGGACAGCCUUUCUGCAGUGCAGCAUCCUAACUGCUUUAAUAUUUCUGUAAAGACUCUACAGCAGGAGCUUGCUACACUGGAGUGUGACAGCAUUAACUGGAGAACCAAAGCAGAUAAGUAUGAGGAGGAACUGUGUCACAACUUCCAGUACUGCACAAGUAAAGAAGAGAUAAAUGAGCUCAGAGAGUCAUUUAAAGAUCUGAAAAAGAAAUUCAACAACCUGAAAUUUAACUAUACCAAGAAAACAGAAAAAGCUCGAAAUCUGAAAGUUCUUAAAAUUCAGAUUCAGCAGGUUGAAAUGUAUGCUGAAAAAAUGCAGAUUCUGAGAAAGAAGAUGGAUAAUUUAGAGAAGAAAGUUACUGGCUAUGUAAUAAAUCAUCCUGAUGGUAAAGCUGGUGUCCUCUUGGAGUCAGUCAACGAGUUACAGAAACAGCUGAGUGAAUUUGGCAGAGUUGUGGAGGAUUACAAGCAAAAUUUGGAUCGUAUUGAGCAUCUGCAGCAGAUGAUGGAAGAGUGUCAGUUUUGGUAUGAAGAAGCAAGUGCUACAGUCGUUAGAGUUGGGAAGUAUUCUGCAGAGUGUAAAACGAGGGAAGCAGUGGCAAUUCUCUACAAGCAAUUCAAUAAGUUUAUCAAGCCUAUGGUGCCUCAACAAGAGGAAAGAAUUCAGCAGAUUACUGACCUCGCUAAACACUUAUAUGGUUUUGAAGAAGGAAAGAAAUAUAUUGAGAGAACAAUAAAAAGACAUAAAGAAGUUCUUGAUUCUAUUGAUGAAUUGUGUAUCUCUUUAAGAGAACUUGAAGAACAGAUUGUGGAAGAUGUGUUAAAAGAAAAAACACCUGAUACAGGUGGUUUUGUUGAGGAGUCAGCCACUAUACCAAGAAAACAAGAAAGAAACAGGCAGGAGACAUAUAAGAAAGUUACCAAAGCAAAGCGAGAGGUGGAGUCAGAUACACUCACUGAAAGGCCAGAAAUCAGAAUUAAAAUGGAAAACAAUAAUAUGCUUUUCACCACCCAUCUUAAAAAGAAAGAGACGAGACUGGCUGAUAUUUCAGUUGUCUGCCCAGCUGGUGAGGAUUUCGUUUCACAGGAUAUGGCGCUGUCUCCUUCUGCCAAAGAGGAUAGUUUACAGGCUGAGCUGCUGGCAGAAGAAACGCCCUCCAGGGAGGAAUAUAAAUGUAUAUCACCUGAUGAUAUCUCUUUGCCCUUGCUUUCCGAGAUGCCUGAAUCUGACGUCCUGCAUUCUGAAGCUGAGCUGGAAGAGCAGCCCUGCAGUAGUUUUCAUAGUCUGCAUGUCAGCUCCUAUAGCUUGCAAAUGCAGAUAAACUCUGGCAGUAAAAGAAUGACUGAUGAGUCUGAUCUCUUAACACCUGUUGCUUAUGCUGACACUUCAAAUCAUAGAAGGGAAACCAUAUCAGAUGAGUUAGAGAGAUUUUUCCCAUCUACCAUAGAUCACUAUCCAAAAUUUGGAAUGGAAUCUCCUUUGACUUCUAGUUCACCAGAAGUACCUGAAAACAUCACUGCUUCCUGCACAAUACAUGCAAAGCCUGCAUAUAGCAUGAUGAGUGAAGUGUGUGAGACACAUACACAACACAAUGAAGCUCACCAAAGCAUGACAGAAACACAAGAACAAUUGCAUGACAUUAAUAAUUUUACUAAAACCCAGGAUAGGCUGCAUGCUUUGCCUGAUGCAGUCUCAGGUCUCAUGUUUCAAUCAGACGCCACCAGGAGCUGUCAGAGGCAGAUGGUCACCCAAGAAGAGAUUAAGAGUGCAUCAGAAAAGAACAGCAUGGCCAGCCUAUCUGGACAGGCGCCUAACUUCUCCAAAUUGCUGUCCAAUGUAACCGUCAUGGAAGGUUCUCCGGUGACUUUGGAAGUAGACGUAGCAGGAUUUCCAGAGCCUUCACUGACAUGGUACAAGAAGGGCCAGAAAUUGACCACAGAUGAGCACUUAAAGCUUUUACAAAAGGAGACAAAGCAUGCUUUGUUCAUUCAGAAGGUGUGUGAUGCAGAUGCUGGCCUCUAUGUUGUUCGGGCUAAAAAUUCUAGUGGCACUAUCUCAUCAAGUGCCAUCCUCCAUGUGAAAGUACAAGGAAAACAACCAAACUUCAUACAGAAAUUUGGACAUACAACUCUACAAGAAGGAGAAGAUUUAAUCCUGCAUUGCACUAUACGUGGAAUACCCAGACCAAAUGUUGUUUGGACUAAAGAUGAUAUCAGACUGGUAGCUGGAAACAUCAGUACUGAGAAAUUAGGUGACUCCUAUUACCUUUUUAAAAGAAAUGUAGUCCUUGCUGAUACUGGGAAAUAUAUUUGUGUGGCCAGCAAUGAAGUUGGGGAAGCAUACUGUUCAGCUUUCAUAAGAGUUACAGAGAAAAAUGAAAAACCAGAAAUUCCCACUGAAACUGAGACAAAAUCAAAACAGGAACAAGGAUAUUUUUUAGAAAAAAUAACUGUCCCUACAGCUGAAGUGGGACAAGAUCAGGACACACAUUGUAUGAAAGGUCAAAGGCCAAUGGCUAACCAUCUGUCAGUGAGGUUAAAACAUAAACACUGGCUGCAGAGUGCCUAUUUUUCACAUGUGGAGUCGCAAGAGGUUAACAUCAGUUUGAAGCAUGAUCCCAUACUUCUCUUGGCUACUCCAGAGGAUAUUAUAGGGGAAAUCUAAUUAAGAAGAUGGGUUGAACUUCAGGAUGCCCAAUUUAUGAGUGGACUAAUUGCUUGCUGUGAAUCUUCAUGGAGAUUUGACAUUGUGAGGGGGGAAAGGGACUCUCUGAGUAUUGCUUAAUUAAUACCUAAGAACAUGCUAGUAAUUAGAAUUUGUAAUUUGUUUCUCUAUAUUUCAUUAAUAAAGUCACGUGCAUAGCAGAAUCUACUUGACGUAAAUGUUGUGGUUUCGACUUCACUUGUUUUAUCCUGGCUUAUAAAACACAUUAGAAAACACACCUCAAAAGAAAGUGUAUUUAUAUGUGAUAUUAGUAAAUUCCCCUCUGCUUUUUUAAGUAC
Molecule: messenger RNA, 5598 nt
Organism: Mauremys mutica (yellowpond turtle)
Lineage: Eukaryota; Metazoa; Chordata; Testudines; Geoemydidae
Gene: CCDC141
Product: coiled-coil domain containing 141
Exons: 29
Coding region: 65-5260 (1731 amino acids)
Source: RefSeq, a predicted model, not a curated record